GAGGAUUCAUAUUUUGGCUCACACAGGAAGAUGCCAAUUUUUGAGACACCCUGUAGUGGUGUUGUACUUUGACUCACCCUGUAACAUGUGGAUGUAAUGACCUGAUUAGUUAGACAUCGUCAGCUUCCUGUGUGUGUUCACCCCCGAAAAACUGACAAACUUUAUCUAUGGCUACCUGCAUCUCUGCAUCCUAAAAUUUGGAAUUUUUUUGGUGUGGAAAAAACAACUAAUUCUCAUGUUUUGGAUGAAAACAACAAAAACACAAGUAAUGACAUGACGGAUCAAGACAACAAAAUCAAGGACAGACUGGGUGGUCUGGACCUAGCCGAUGAAUGGCAGGAGGAUGACAUCCCGGGUAUGCCCCCCGCAGAAAAGGAAUCCGACUCCAGCGACUCGGAAGGCUCGCGAUCACGACAUUCCAGUAACUCUAGUAACUCCAGUACAGAGCAAUCCCCAGUGCGGCCUUCCCUGCUGAGCGCCCACCCCAAGAAGAAGAUCACGGCUAACUUUAACAUCCUGAGUGACGAUCUAGACGAUGACGGGGCGGAUCCAGCCGACGGUCUGGAGUGGGAGAAUGAUACACCUAUCAAACGGUCGGAUCCACUCCCUGAAUUCUCUGCUCGGGAUGAAUACCGCGAGUCUAAACUCUGGAAGGGGGUGGAGAUCGGAGGAAAACAGAUGAAGAUUGACCUGAAGGUCAUUGAGCCAUAUAAAAGGGUCCUCUCUCAUGGAGGUUACUAUGGAGAGGGACUGAAUGCCAUUAUUAUUUUCUCGGGAUGUUACUUACCAGACCACAGUAGGAAAGAUUAUCAGUAUGUGAUGGAUAAUUUAUUUAUGUAUGUGAUAAGUACCUUGGAGACCCUGGUUGCCGAGGACUACAUGAUUGUUUAUUUCCAUGGAGCCACACCACGGCGACAGAUGCCAAGCUUUGGUUGGCUAAAAAAAUGUUACCAGAUGAUUGACAGAAGAUUGAGGAAGAAUCUGAAGUCCUUAAUGCUGAUUCAUCCCACUCUGUGGUUAAGAACUAUAGUCAUGAUGACCAGACCAUUUAUCAGUGCCAAAUUUUCCUCCAAGCUGCGGUUUGUGCGGUCGCUGUCAGAACUAGGUCAGAUCAUUCCUAUGGAGUAUAUUUCUGUCCCAGAACAAGUUCAACAGUACGAUGAUAGAAUAAUACAGCACCAGGCUAAAGUUACCUCCCCUAUCUCUCACUCUCCUGAACCCCUUACCUCCCCUUCCUAAUCCCAGAGCAGCCACACACAGCACAUUUAUCACAGCAGAAUAGAAGUCAUGUUGGAGCAAAAUCCUAAUUUUCUAGAGGAGUUUGACAAUGAAAAGGAAGAAAAGAAGAAAGAGAGGGAGAGAAAGAAAGAAGAAAAAAGGAAAAAGAAAGAGGAGGAAAAACAGA
Molecule: messenger RNA, 1405 nt
Organism: Saccostrea cuccullata (small rock oyster)
Lineage: Eukaryota; Metazoa; Mollusca; Bivalvia; Ostreida; Ostreidae
Product: BCL2/adenovirus E1B 19 kDa protein-interacting protein 2-like
Exons: 11
Coding region: 274-1239 (321 amino acids)
Cellular component (GO): cytoplasm
Source: RefSeq, a predicted model, not a curated record